UUUUCAAUUAUAUUCGUCGUGCUUGAAGUUGUGAUUCCAUAACAUAACGCUGAAUUUAUGUUUGGAGAAAAACUUGUUGCCAACCAAUACAAUUAGAGAUGAUACACAGUGUCACCAAGUUAUUAUUUACAGGAAGUCUAAGUUCCAGUUGUAUUUGACCGAAAGAUAUUUAUCUGUUUAUUUUGAUAAAGUUCAAUUUAACCCUACGGUAGCAAUGCUAAAGUUUGGAGUCAGAACGCUGUAUCUAAGGAGGUGAUUUUCAUUCCUACAAAACUCAAUUUCUGUAUUAUUUUCUAUAAUUAUUUUUUCAAAGAAUUUGUCAACAUUUUCUAAUGAUGAACGCGUCAUAGCUUUAUGUCAGAAAUUGGCAGUGUUUAAAAGCUGCAGAGAUAAUGAGAUGUCGGCUAUUGUUGAUUGUAGUUUUAAAUAGACAGAUUACCAUUCUCUUUAGAAUUGAGAUAAGAGCAAGGAAAUGCUAGAGCUUACAUCAUAAAAACCUCAGCCGAUCCAAAUUUUUCCAGUCUACUGGAAGUGUCUGGCUUGAUUGGUCCAUCAGAGUUCAAAACAAUUAUACGCAUAUAUUUUAUUUUUAACUGAAAUUGGUAAAGAGUUACACAUAUUUCAACUGCUACUUAUCUUUACAGAUUUAUCUUAUAAUCGUUGUUACAUCAAGUGGCGAAGUUAUCCGAGCGACAGUGGUCAAAAUGAUCGAAAAGCCAGAGUCCCUGGAUAUAUGGACAAUUCAAGAUGUUUUUCUAACACCACCGACAAGUCCUUGCCUCGCAGAAAUGCAUAUUGGAGAUCUAGAAUCAAUUGAUGACAUAUCCGCACCUACAUUUAGGAAAACUGAAUCAAUGAUUAUUAAAGACUGCAUGUGGGGUGCUUCAGAAAAUCACGGCUCUAGAUUUCGAGAACAUGCGUACACGAGGAGUUACGUUGGGGAACUCCCUCUACCAGGGAAACUUCCCGCUUUUAUGGACAACUCCGAAAUCUCAAGCAAAUUCCUUCACACUGUGGAUCCAGCUGAAGUUUUUCCUUCUGUUUCCGCUUUAGAAGAAAGAAUUGCACUCAGAGACAUUAGUUCACCAGAAUCAGACGAAGAAAGCGAUGCGGAUGUCGACGUUGUGACGGUAGAUACAAAAGCAGCGGAGAUGAAGGCUCUGCAACAGUCAGUGGAAAUAUUAACUCCGCCAAACACACCCGACUCAGAGCCAACAGAAAAUACAAAGAUUUUCAAUGACGCAGCCCCAAUGGAAGUUGUCGUUACAACAAGAACUAGCCAAUCGCCUGCUAACGACAGCAGUGUAUCAGAGAACGUCAGUAAGCGAUCGAAAGAAGUCACUGCACUAAGCGAACGCUUUUCCCGCGCGUCACAUAAUGUCCUCGAGAGAAAACGCAGAAACGAGCUAAAAGGAAAAUUCUACAGUUUGCGAGACUGUAUUCCAGAUCUUUCCGGCAACAAGAAAAUACCGAAAGUGGUUAUUUUGAAAAAGGCCAUCAGUUACAUUGAGUCGAUCAAAGGUGAAGAAAGCACUUUAAAAACAGAGUUGCAGCGACAUAGGAAGACAAAUCAAGAACUACGGAGGCGUUUGUCUGCUAUUCUUAAAGAUAAAUCGAGAUAAGUUGAUUGGCUGGCUCAACAAUCCUUGUUUCCUGAUAGGUUGCAAUGUGUAAAAAAUUACGGUGCUAGCAAAUUACCUAUGUUGUAAUUUGCUUAAGACACUGUAAACUAUCAUCAAUAGUUUCUGGACCUGGGUGCUGCCUCGUCUUGGUGUCUUUGCCUUACAUCUGCUGCCUCGUAUUGGUGUAUUUGCUUUACAUCAACUGCCUCGUAUUGGUGUAUUUGCCUAACAUCAGCUGCCUCGUGUAGAGAAUGAAUUUAUCCAGCUUAAUGCUUAGCACAUUGAUUCUGUAAAUCACAGUAGUGCAUAGAAAACAGACGAUUUUAGAUCUAACCAUCUUUGCAGCACAAUUUGUCGUGUUCACCAAGAUACGAACUGUCCUCUUGGUUGAAGAAUCCAAACUAAUCUUCAUAUUUGCUGGUUUAUAUAAUAUUCGUGAACAUUUUCUGAAUAUAUGCCAUUUUGAUAAUUUUUGUAAGUUUUUAAACAACUUUGUAGUUCCAUAGGAUCAUUGUUAAUCGUUUAAUCCAAGUAUGUAUCAUUUGUAGUUAGGCAUCGAACCCGCCUGUUAGUUUGAAUUUUAAAUCUUGAUAUUGUGUUAAUCAGUUAAAUGUACGUAACCACCCUGUAGAGAGUAGUUUGUAAGUUACCAUUAGAAGUUUACGUUUAGCCGGGUGUCCCCCUUUUUUGGCCUUGAACUUUUUAUACUAGUGUAUGGCCAUCAUAAGCGCUUCCAUGUGGAAUUAUUUUUUGUUUCAUGUCGUUUAGAAGUUAGUUUUGUUUUUGUUUUUUUGUUGCGGCACAAACUGCGAACCCCCGCACAAUCAUUUUAUCGAAGAUGUUUUAGGCCAAGGCUUCCAUAAAUGCUCCAACGAACUAACCAUUUUCGAACUUUGUACGAACUAUUUUCAUUAUAUGAUUUCAUUAAUGUGGACAAUUUUGAUAAAUUAAAGCUUUUAAAAGAGUUUUAAUUCUUAGCAAAGAAUUAUUUUGGCUGUUCUGGAACAAUUCCUCCUGUCAUCAUAUGUCGACAAGCCUAAUGCGGGGAAGGGGCUGUAUACCCCCUAUAUUACGUAUGCCAAAAUACGCAUUUGCAAACAGUUUAUUGUUUUUUCUAGUAUUUUUUACCACGUAUAAUCGUUGAAUGUUAGGAUUGUCUAGUUUGUUUUGUGUGUCGCAGUUAGACGUAGUUAUUUGUAGAAUCGUGCAUUUAAGAAUGAUCGUAUAACCGAAUAUAUAUAUAAAUAUAUGAAUAUAUAAAUAUAGUAGAUAGACUCGUAUUUUAUUUAACACAUCUAGUGGCGGUGCUGGCUUAAGGAAUUGUUGCAUAGAGUAUAAUGACCCUCGUCUUUGAAUUGUCUUGUUUUGUAUACCAAAUGGAUCCCUACCUUAAUUUUUUGUGGUAUGUACAAGAAGUGACAUGACGUUUGCUUGCAAUGUAUUUGAGUACUGCACAUUGGCAAAUCGUUGUGGAAAACCGCUAGUCAAACCCAGAUAUUCAAGCUCUUUUUUGAGGUAUGUCUAAAACUAAUGUUGACCAAACAUGCAUGGGACAUUUACCCCUAAAAAUCCCUCCGUCAACGCCGCCAUUAAACCAAUUGUGAUAAGGCUACCCCGAAACUGUUUAAAACUUAAUCAAAAAAGGAUUUAAAUCCUUCGGUUUGCAGUAACUAAUGUUAUUGCCACCUAUGUUGUCUUGAGGAUAUGUCUUUUGGUAUAUUAGAUAAGAGCUUUUGAGUUUGGGAUAGUUUUAUGACACUUUAUUCAUUACCUCCGGGAACAGUGUUGCUUUACCAUCGGUAACAGUACUGCAAUACCCUAGUUUUUAACAAGGUUGAGUUAGCGAACUGUAGUGCUAGUUGUGUUUAAAGCCGGGGGACUCUUUUAACAUGCACAUGCAAGCUUUUAUUUAGAUUAUUGCUAUAAAUAUUUGUAACUUUGUAAAGACCAUCUUUGUAAUUUUUCUGUUAAGAACAUUUUGACGUAUAGUAAAGACAAGUGUGGUUGGACGAGGUGUGGAAUAAAACAAAGAAAAAGCUAGA
This is a messenger RNA of Rhopilema esculentum, 3664 nucleotides long. The record is from RefSeq and is a predicted model, not a curated record. NCBI's taxonomy places the organism in Eukaryota, Metazoa, Cnidaria, Scyphozoa, Rhizostomeae, Rhizostomatidae.